AUGAAGGUCUACCUGAUUUGCGGAAUAUUGUUUGGGGCAUUUUGUACUGUCGAACCCGAUGCCUUAAUUGAUAAACUGUACCUCAUCGUGAAAGAUGCGGGGCUAAACUAUACGCUAGAUCAGGUCACGAAAUAUUCCAUGAUGUUUUAUCGGCUGGUAGGUUUGAAAUAUUGCAAAUGAUUUUUUAUGACUUGGCAGGGGACUUGCAGAAGCCGGUAUACCGAGACAUGCCUUGCAAAUUCUCCUGUAUUCUGCUGUUUCUAGAUGCAUGCUAUAAACGACAGAGCCCACCUGAACUUGGACGACAAAAUUAUCAAAUUAAAAAAUGGCCUUCUCAAUCUUCCCGACGACGACCUACGCGGAAUCAAGUUCCACGAAGUAGGAAUGAUGUAUCGCUUCGAUAUGGUGGAUAGGAUGCGCCGCAACGUUUCGUUGGGAUGGGAGGACGACGCGGUCAGCUUCUCGUCCACCUUGAUGGAUGUUUUGCGAAAUGUGAGCUUUUUACAUAUAAUCAUUCGUCUUAAAAAUCUUCUUUUUGUUUUAGAAUCCCAGGGUAAGAGUUAUCGACGCGAAUGCACGGAAGUUCCUGAACAUAACUCGGGUUCAGCUGACGCAACAGAUUUGUGAAGUUUAUGCCAAGUAUAUUCAGGAGGACAUCCCAGAUGACCCAUUUCGUGCGACCGAGCCGUUGCUAGACGCUUUGGAAGACAACGACAGUAACGGGGCGGUGUCAUAUUAUCGAGAUCUUUUGCAAAUGAGGGUAACACCGACCAAACAGACAACGCCCGGCAGCCCAGGGAAUCUCCCGCCCCAUUUCGGCACUUCGCCCACCCAGUAUCGGUUGUAG
Bursaphelenchus xylophilus (pine wood nematode) is the source of this 847-nucleotide messenger RNA. Lineage: Eukaryota; Metazoa; Nematoda; Chromadorea; Rhabditida; Aphelenchoididae. The record is from the annotation of a GenBank genome assembly.